CUGCUCUCUGUCCUUUGCAAUGGCUACGCACUCAGGGACCAAUCGCCGCGCCCAAUCGGGCGGCUAUCUUCCCAUUGAAGACUAUGGCAUUGUGGGCAACAUGCAUACAUGCGCUCUUGCUGGGCUGGAUGGAAGCAUAGACUUCAUGUGCUGGCCUGACUUUGACUCGCCGUCCGUCUUCUGCCGUCUCCUGGAUAAGAACAAGGGGGGUUAUUUCGGCAUUUCGCCGCCCGAUGAGUUCGCCUGCACUACGAAGCAGCAAUAUCUCCCCUCUUCGUGCAUUCUGCAAACCAGGUACAUUCACGAAGAUGGUGUCGUUGACGUUGUGGACUUCUUUCCCCGGCCCAAGAGUGCAAAGGUCAUGACCAAAGGGUACAAACAGAACGCCUAUCGCGAGGCCAUAAAUGUCCAAGAAGAGUUGAAGAAAUGGGUUGUGCGGCGUGUAGAGUGUAUUCGUGGAUCGUUGCCUAUAAAUGUUGAAAUCUUUCCUGCAUUCAACUAUGGGCGAGAUUCUCACGAGACUACACUUUUACAGGAGAUUCAUACACCGGAGCAUCGAGAAAGCAAAAUAGGAACCUUUCACAGCAAGGAUGUUAAACUCCAGCUGGACGUUGCUGUCGACAAGGGAGAUGGACACGACUGCGGCCAGAUGACUUUCGAAAAGGUGAAAAAGGAUGAGAUGCUCGGCGAAGGCAUAGUAUCUCACUUUACUUUACGUGCCGGCCAAUCGGUGUCGUUUGUCCUAAGGAAUGACAUUCCCAACCACAUUACGGAAGUCAUUACAGAUGCAGUUGUGGAUAGUCAACAGCAUGACACGCAGAUGUUUUGGUACAAUUUCAUCUCUCAAUCCAAGUACAAGGGGCGAUGGAGAGAGGUCGUAUCGCGAAGUCUUAUGAUUCUGAAAUUGCUCACUUAUGAACCGACCGGUGCCAUUAUUGCAGCUCCCACCUUCUCUUUACCUGAAGACGUAGGGGGCGUGAGAAAUUGGGAUUAUCGUUAUUCUUGGGUACGAGACUCGAGCUUCACUAUAUACAUUCUCCUCCGGCUUGGCUUCAAAGCCGAGGCAGAUGCAUAUAUGGACUUCAUCAUGGAGAGAUUCACAUCAGAUCGAGGACCCGAUGGGGGUCUUCCCAUCAUGUUUACUAUUCGGGGAGGCACUGAUAUUCCUGAAAUGACUCUAGAUCACUUUGAAGGCUAUCGAGGCAGUGCCCCUGUUCGCAUUGGGAAUGGCGCAGCUUUCCAUCUGCAAUUCGACGUGUAUGGCGAAUUGAUGGACUCCAUUUAUUUGUAUAACAAAUAUGGAAAGCCAGUGUCCUGGGACAUUUGGUGUGCCGUACGACGGAUGCUAGAUUACGUCUUGACCAUUAUUGGCAAAACCGACAUGUCUAUCUGGGAAGUGCGCGGAAACAAGCAACGGUUCACCAUUUCUCAAAUCUUUCUCUGGGUAGCAUUUGAUCGCGGUCUCCGCCUAGCAGAGAAAAGAUGUCUCCCUUGUCCCAAUAGAGCAAAGUGGCUCGAGGCCCGCGAUAGUCUUUACGAAGAAAUCAUGGAAAAGGGCUAUAACACGGAGCUCAAGUCCUUCGUCCAAAGCUACGAGGCCAAUACGGUACUAGAUUCGUCUAUUCUACUUGCGCCUCUGGUAUUUUUCAUAGCUCCAAGUGAUCCCCGUUUUGUAAACACAAUCAACCGCAUAAUGUUGCCUCCAGAGCAAGGAGGGUUGACGAGCACUGGGUUGGUAUAUCGCUACGACACUGAUGAGUCAGAUGAUGGUGUUGGAGGAAGAGAUGGAGCCUUCUCUAUCUGCACGUUUUGGCUCGUCGAGGCUAUGACUCGUGCGAGCAUUCAUGAGCCCCAAUAUCUUCCUCGAGCUCUGAACCUUUUUCAGAAUAUGCUACAAUUCUCGAACCACCUGUCCAUGUUCUCCGAGGAGAUUGCACGAAGUGGCGAACAGCUAGGCAACACGCCGCAGGCUUUUAGUCACCUGUCACUUAUCAGUGCGGCCUUCAAUCUUGAUCGAGUUUUUGAAGGGUGGCAAGACUCUCGCACCUGAAUAUCGUCUGUGAAUGGCGGCGAAAUACGUAUUUGAUAUCUCUAUGUGUUUCUUGACAAGUUUAGUCGAUGCCUCUAAUGUUUGACUUGAUGUAUCUAUAAGUGUGUAUUUAAAGCUACGCUUAAGCAGUGACAUUAUCAAAUAAAUAAUAAAAAACUGGUCUCUUUCCAAUUAUCCUCUGAAACGUCGCAUCGUCAAUUAAACUUGUAUCCAAGGCUCUUCUAAUGAUCACGAAUCGGCGAAAAGGAGCACCGCUAUGUUUAAAUGUUAUUUAGCUGCUCUCAGGUAUCUCAGAGCAGCGUUUGUGAAGUCUCUUGUUCCAUAUAUUACAGGUGACUCCAGGUGACUUUACGGUGAAAUUUAACACGUAGCCAGGAUUUACGGGUAAGACUUCAAGUUGUGAUUUGUUGUAGGAAGCCCUCAUCUUGGUAUAACUGCCAGAUUAAGGAAUUGCUGACUCCUGGGUUCCCUCUGACAUUGAGACAGCGUGAAAGUAUAGACAUACAUGAUGCCAUAUGCUGUCGUAUAGAGUCAGUGGGAUUGGAGGCCGACACUAAACUCACUGGCCUGUUGAGAUGCGCUCCAGCGUCUGGUUUUGCAGAAUUUCCCGAAAAUCCCGUGCCCAGACAACGUUUGCCCCAUCCUGACUGCUGUCGACAUGUGGGACAGGAACGCCGACGCGGUCAAGCGUUUGCAUAAGCGACGACUUGGCAUCUGCGGAUAUGACGAUGCCGUAGUGGGCUAGGAGGCACUCCAUGUCUGUGGUUGAAUCGCCAAAGUAGACGGUCGGGCGUGACGAGUGCCCUACCUUCAAGAUGAGCUGCUCUAGAGAAUUGGCCUUGCAGCGGGACGUGGUCAGCCUGACGCCGUCGUUGAAGCCAUCGGGGCCUUGGAUCGUGCCGUCUGCGGAGAUCUGAUUGGUGAUGAUGGGGACGUCAAUCGGAUGAAGAACGCCUUGGAUAAAGGCCUCGGACCAGUUUACUGAAAGCACGCCGACGUGCCAGCCCUUUUGCCGCGCCAG
Molecule: messenger RNA, 3071 nt
Organism: Trichoderma atroviride IMI 206040
Lineage: Eukaryota; Fungi; Ascomycota; Sordariomycetes; Hypocreales; Hypocreaceae
Biological process (GO): carbohydrate metabolic process
Molecular function (GO): hydrolase activity, hydrolyzing O-glycosyl compounds
Source: RefSeq, a predicted model, not a curated record